Molecule: messenger RNA, 4505 nt
Organism: Lutzomyia longipalpis
Lineage: Eukaryota; Metazoa; Arthropoda; Insecta; Diptera; Psychodidae
Product: G1/S-specific cyclin-D2-like
Exons: 4
Coding region: 2764-3654 (296 amino acids)
Biological process (GO): regulation of cyclin-dependent protein serine/threonine kinase activity; positive regulation of G1/S transition of mitotic cell cycle; mitotic cell cycle phase transition
Cellular component (GO): cytoplasm; cyclin-dependent protein kinase holoenzyme complex; nucleus
Molecular function (GO): cyclin-dependent protein serine/threonine kinase regulator activity
Source: RefSeq, a predicted model, not a curated record
ACAGUCGUGCUCUCGUGGUCGGACCGCUUUCAAUAGGACCGCUCGGUGGUAGGACGGCCUAAAAGCGGGGAAAUUUGCCUUCGUAGUGGGACAAUUGGUACCAUGCCUCUGUAAUAGGACGAAGGGGAAGGUGAAGUUUUCACCUCCGUACUUGAAACUCACCACUAGUUCUAGAAACUUCCAACGACACGUCUUCAACAGAAAAACAUAUUUUUCCCUUUAAUUCACUAAUUAAGCCUUUUUAAAUUUAUCUAUUAAAUGUUUCUUUAAAAAUAAUUACGAAAGAAUCAAUUUUUGACGAAUUUAUUGAAAAAAAAAAAAUACGAACUAUUUUCAUGAAUAUUUAUUUGGUAUUUCAUAUAAAUGCGUAUGUGAAAUAGUUGGUAUUCCACAUAAGAAAAACAUCUUCAAAUGAAAUCUCUUCAAAAAAAAAAAAUUAAACUCGAACUUUAUUCAGGGACUUUUUAAACAAUAAUUUAUUUCCGGGUUCUUCGUCGUUUUUAAACAUUCGUCAUUUCUAAAAUAUAGUGGAAAACUUUUUCCAACAGCUAAAUAAUAGCCAAACAGAUAAACAUAACCUCAUUUUUUAAAAAUUUAGUGUGCAAAAAAAAUGAAAAUUACCGGAUAAACUGCAAUGAACGGUGUCCGGCGGGUUACCCUUUAUACUAUUAAAUAAUAUUCUAGUCGAAAAUUUGCAUAAUUCACAUUUUUUGUGACAUAAGAAAAAUUGAGUUUUUUUUUUUAUUUUAGUAUUUUACGGCCGCGAACCUCAUGUCCAUAGGGGCAAAAAAUUGAGGUUAUGUUCGGAGAAACCUUUUUUCUCGCGUAAAAUAUGGCUGCGUAAUUCGGCUGUAGAUUUACGAAAAGGAAAUUUUCAGUCAAGCAAAACAUAACCUCAAAAUAAAUUAAUUUUUUUCCAACCGAUAAUUCCUUUAAUUCCGAGUUAUUUUUACAACAAUUUAAGUAAGGUUAUGUUAGCAGGUAUAUUUUACAACCUAUUUGGUGUUAUACGCUAAAAAAUAUACCUAAUUUAGCUGAAAUUUUUUUAGGUUAUGAUGAAGCGAGAGAUGCCAAAAAUGUCAAAAGAUGUGCCUGUCUUGUCAAAUAAAAUGCAUCAGGAAGCUCCUAAGAUUCUUUAGAAACUUCCUGAUGCCAAGAUUUCACUGAUGAACAAUUUUCAGCAAACCCUUUGCAGUUACGGGAAGGACCUAUUUUUUGUGAAAAAUAAAAUUGGAAGUGUGAGAAUUUUGGCUAGGAAAAUAAUUAAGAGGGCGAAGGGCAUCCCUCCGGGGGGUUUUCAUAGCAUUUCAUCCCAUAAAUCGCACAGUUUUUGCACAUGAAAAUUUACUUUGAGGUUAUGUUUGGGGGGAGAGGGAAUUUUCCUCACAUUAAACGUGAGUGAGUAUAAUUUUGCGCCCUGAGAAAAUCUUCCACUUAACAUAACCUCAAUGCACAUUUUGUGACAAAAAACCGAAUUAUGCAAAUUUUCUUCAGGAAAAAGAAAUAAGAGCAAUUCAUUUUUCCCAUCAUUCUCACUUAUUUGCACAAAAAAAAAACAAUGUUUGAGGUUAUGUUAGCGCAAAAAAUACUCCGCUAAGUGUCAAAAAAUACGCUUCUCGCGAAGACGUCAACCAAAAUCCGCCUCCGUCUGUUUAAAGCCAUAGGAUAAAAAAUAACGAUUUUUAAUGUCCCUUAUAAUCUGGAAAUUUCCAGUCUUUCCUUCUCGCGGGAUAAGACUUAUUAAGUGGACAAACGAAAUGUUAAAAAAAUGAUGACAAAAAAAUCUUUUUUUUUUUCAAAUUCUUGAAAAAAAUGUCCAUAUUGCGACAAUCUCCCCUACACAAAACAAAAUUAUGGAAUUGCCAGAAUUGGACCAGUCUCCCCUAAAAAAACAGCUGACAAAAAUUUCACCACUUCACCUCAACUCGCCGCAACUUCAUUCUCUUCUCGUACUUUUUCAUAAAUUUUCUUCAUCAUCAUAAAAAAGAAGAAAAAAUCUGUUUUAAUUAGUUAAUUCGGCCUCAAAACAUUGUCUAAGUGUUAUUGUGAUAUGGUGAAGUGUAUUUGUGUAAGAGAAAUUAAUCAGGUUAGUCAGUUCAGUGAAAAAAAACAACGUGAAAAACGGACCGUCCUACCACGAAGCAAGAAGCCCAGUUUUCUUUUCCAUUUUCCUGACUCAUUUUCCUCUGGGUUGCAUUUUCUUUGCCAUUUCAUGAAGCUUGGAGGCUAUCUGAAGAUGCCUGUCCAAAAAUUUUCCUCAAAAAUAUUCCUGUAAGCUCAGAUUUCGUGGUAGGACGGAUUUGCUAGAACCGGGUUGGUCCGACUGCACAUUCAUGACUGUAACUGCCUUAUACCCUCCCUUGUAUCCCUCUUGUCGUUCAGACUCUAUUGUAAUAAUUUUCUUGUAGACUCUUGGAGGGUAAUUUUUUCACUUCACUCACUUUCUGGCCCUAAAUGUAGUGUGUUUGUGUGACAAAAGAGGCCGAAGAACUGCUGUUGUUUGGCAAGUCUUGUGUUUUCUUUUCCUCCAAUUCGAAGCUCCUUCGUCUGCCGUUGUGUGCUCCUCACUACCCAGGCUUCGAUCGACACCGCAGCAUUUCAUUGUUGAUCCGAUCGUCAAACUGUGUGCCCACCGAAAUGUGCUCAAAAAAUUUCUUCCUGUGAAUUUAAAAUUUACGAAUGAAAUAAAAAAAAAGUCGUGAAAGAUUUUUUCUUAAUCAUUUUUUAGUGAAUUUCGUGAAAAACAAGUAAAUUGGAAUAAAUAUGGAUCUCAGAUGUGAUGAAGUCGUUGGCGGGAGGAUUGAUUCGAAUUUUGCACAAAUUGAUCCGACAAUGAGCAGAGAUCCACGAGUUUUGCAGAAUCUUCUUCAAUUGGAGUGUACAACGAUCCCCAAUAUGGAUUACUUCAAAACCUUCCAAACAGAUCUUAAACCCUUCAUGAGAAAGUUCGUUGCAAUUUGGAUGCUGGAGCUUUGCGAUGAACAACAUUGCGAAGAGCAAGUUUUCCCACUUGCCAUCAAUUUCUUGGAUAGAUUUCUCUGUGUCUGCAACAUUUCGCGGCAGCAACUCCAACUCCUUGGCGCCACGUGCCUCCUCCUGGCAUCGAAGGUACGUCAAUGCCUCCCCCUACCCGUGGAUCUCCUCUGUGCCUACACAGAUCACACUGUAACCCCGGAUCAAAUCAGGAAUUGGGAGCUGUUAGUUCUUGCAUCACUUCAGUGGAAUUUGAGUGCCAUCACGGGCUUCGACUACAUCGACCACAUCCUUCAGCGCGUUCCCUGGGGCUCUGAAAAUCCCCACAUUAGGACACACGCCCACACCCUCGUCUCCGUGUGUCUCACAGAGCUGGUGUUUAUGCGAACACCACCGUCCGUUCUUGCGGCCGCCUGCAUUUGUGCAGCGACGCGUGGCAUCAAUUCCCCCUCCGCCCGCCUCGCCCUCGGCGACCUUGUGCGCCUCACGCGCGUCGACCCCGUCGAAGUUGAGAUCUCCGUGCGACACAUCGAGGCUAUUGUGGCCAAACAGGCGGCCGCCAUGCAGAAACAGCAGCAGAUCACGUUAAAGGCUCAAUAUCCCGUCCUACCCGCCAAAUGCGCCAUCGAAGUGUACCAAACGGAAUCUGGGUCAGAUUUUCAAGGAGUUGGCUACUACUGACCCAACUAAAUGGAUAUACUAGAAAAUAUUUUAUAAAAAUAUUUCCAGAGCAAACGAGCAGGAAACCUUUGUAAAUCCUUAAGAUUUUUAAAGUAAGUGUUCGUUAUUUUAACGUUUCAGUGUUAAGACUUUGAAUUUUUGUAAUUCCCACCCUUAUCCAGUUAAGUUAAUUUAAUAUUGAAAAGAAAGAAGUAUUACAAAUUGAUCUCUUUAUUAUAUAAAAUUUUUAUGUACAAUUUCUAUAGAUUUUUAUAUAUUUUUGUGUAAAAUUAAUUUAGUUAAUGUUAAGUGUGAAAAAAGAGUUUAUAUUGAUGAUUGCAACAUUAUAAAAUGAUAAAUUUUGCGGUAUUUUGUAGUUCAAAAACUAAUUAAAUUAAUUUCAGAUACCUAUAUUUUAAAACUUAAAAAAAAGUUUAAAUAAAACAAUUUCGUUAUAAAAUAUUUCAAAUGCUCCAUUUUAUACUGUUGCACAAGAGACACAUUCAGACUUUUAUGAAAAUUUUUUUAAGAGAUUUUCUUUAAUGACGAAUAAGUUAAAAUAUUCAUGAUAUUAGAAAAAUUAACAAAAAGUUAGAAAAAUUGGCUCAAUUUGGAAAAUUAGUUGAAUUGGAUAUAAAGUUAUUAUUGUCAUUCAAAUUGGCUUGAAAUAGUUAAAUUUUUGUUCGUUUAAAAUACUGAAAAGUAUUAAUAAAAAAAAAUUAGGAAAAAACCUUAAAAAACGCUAAAAGAAACUUAAGAUCAAAAUUGAUAGAAUUUUUUCCACUCUUUCUAAAUAAAAUAGAACAAUAUCCUAAGAGAUUUUAGAACUAAUAAUUGAAAAAAAAAACUAAUAAAUAUACCUAUAAAAGGUU